Molecule: messenger RNA, 2437 nt
Organism: Didymodactylos carnosus
Lineage: Eukaryota; Metazoa; Rotifera; Eurotatoria; Philodinida; Philodinidae
Source: the annotation of a GenBank genome assembly
AUGCGUUUUAUAGAUUUAAGCUCCUUUAUCAUUAUAAUAAGAGUUACUUACUCAAAUCUGGUUUUGUAUAAUCUGUAAGACUGUUAACUAAGACACACUAAAAUGAGAAUGCGCUCAAAUGAGACGCGCUAAAAUGGGAACGAGCUCAAAUGAGACGCGCUAAAAAAACACGCACUAAAAUGCAACGUACUCAAAUGAGACGCACUCAAGUGAAGCCCCACCGGAGCAUAUCUAGCAUCUCAGAGCAGGAGGGUGGUAUUGCCAAAAAAAGUUUUCAUUCUUCCAGAAAAAGAUGUUUUUUUGAAGAACGAAAGAAAAACGUUUUGGGAUUAGGUUCAAGCACGAAACUUUAGGGACAGUACCGAGUAAGACGCACAAGUGACUGCAACUUUUUCCUUGCUCAUUUAUGUUAUGUUUGUGUUCUGCACGAUAAGAUCAUAUGACCAAUUUUAUGUCACGACAUAAUACAGAAACUUUUCUGGAAACGGGGGCUGGUAAACACCCUCUACCACCUCCCAGUAGGUACGCCCCUGUCUGUCAAUAUUUCACGAUAACUGAUUACCAUUCCUUUACCGGAUAUUACAGUUCUAAUAUGGUAGUUCUAAUGUUUAUCGCGAUAAACGAUCUGCUGCGAUGAACAGUGUUCCUGCGAUGAUUACAGAUCCGUACACAUAUCAAGUCGCGAUUUAUCUCGGUAAAUAUCGAGGUGGAUAAAAUCGACAGCCAUCUCGAUACCUUUUAUAUUGCUCUAGAUAUCACAGCUAUUUCUCGCGAUAAAGUUAUCGAAAAAGUUCUCAUGGACUGAACCAUCAGAGUUUCUUGUUGAAUAAAGACUUGUUAGUGAAAAAUCAUCUUUAUUAAUAAGACAAACACAAUGAGGUUUUGAAGGAAAUUGGAGUUAAUAAACGAAACUCGAUUGGUGCACAUGUAUAAUUAUAUUGGCAUAAAAUUUAAUCGUGUUUUUAAUGAAGUGUUCGUGGAAAAUUUUGAUUAUUAGGUUUUUCUUUGGUUAAUGGAUUAUAGGAUGACGUUGCUGAUGCCAUUAUCAUUGUAUACGAAAGUUAAGAAGUAGUUUGUGACUUAUUCAUGAGUAGCACUUGAUACUUUUUAGGUUUAAAUAAGCCAUUGAUGAUCUAUGACAAGUGCAUACUUAUUUCAUAUUGAUUUUUCAUCACUUAGUCAGUUGGUGUAAACGUGAUCAUCCUCGAAAUCAUUCAUAUUGUUCUCUCUUUUUAGAUGCUCUAAUAUAUUGCGAAUGCAGUUAAAACCACCUUAAAAGUAUAUAUUUGUAUUCAUGGUCUACAUCAUAUCGAUGUUUGGCGUUAAAGUUCGUUUACAUCCAGGAACCACUCGAUUAAUUUUGUGUAUUUGUUUAUUGUUCGCUGUUAUUUGUUUAUAUACGCUAUUCCUUCACCAGUAUACACGUCUGUCAUCAAGAACUUAUAUUGAAAAGGAUAAUGGUGAAACAGUUGAUUUAUACGAUUUAUUUAUGAAAGGUUUUCGUUUAACUUAUAAAGCUGGUCAACUGAUUAAAAAUAUAAAACUGAAUAAUUCACUUAUAUUUAAUAAACAAUAUAAAGACCUAUUUCAAAAUUUACCAAAGGAACCGGUCACCAUAGCUGAUCUCCUUUCCCAUGCAAUAAUAACAAAUGGUCUGAAAUCAACAUUUCCAAGAGUAAAAAUUGUAUCAGAAGAAAAGCCAUCAGAUCCAAUAUCUGACGAUCAAAUGCGAUUGAUCAAAUCAAGUAAUCGCUUGAAAAAUAUGCCAAAAUUACCAUCGAUCGAAAGAGAUUAUACAACAAUGGUUGUACCGUUAUCAUCUGUGACCGUUUGGAUUGAUCCUCUCGAUGCUACACAAGAAUACACAGAAAAUUUGACUGACUAUGUUAUGGUUAUGUUUUGUGUUGCCAUCGAAGGUGAACCAACAAUCGGAAUUUUAUAUGCUCCAUUUACUGAAAAAUUCGUAUGGGGUUGGUUCGGCGUUGAUAAAUCAUGGGUAGAUCUAUCUCAGCCAAAACACAUUGCACAAGUCCACGAAGUUAUUGUAUCUCGUUCUCAUGCAGGAAAUAUUCAAAAAAUAUUACAAAAGAUUUAUGCCGAUGAACAAUUUGAAAUUGUACCUGCGGCCGGUUCUGGUUAUAAAACGUUGAAAAUAAUCGAAGAACAAGCUGAUUUCUAUUUACAUGUGACAGCAAUUAAAAAAUGGGAUACAUGUGCACCCAAUGCAUUGUUACGAGCACAUAAUGGACACAUGACAACAUUAAAUAACAAAACAAUUGAUUAUAAAUCUGAUAAUGAUAUCGUGCUAAAAGAUGGACUAUUAGCAACGUUGAAACGAGAUCAUAAUGAAGUGUUAAAUAAACUAAAUUUAACAAAUAUAGCUGCUCAACAACAAGCGGAGAUGAAGAAAGGAAAAAAUAAACAUAAGAGAUCGUAA